Messenger RNA from Daucus carota subsp. sativus, 1803 nucleotides. RefSeq lists its product as uncharacterized. Lineage: Eukaryota; Viridiplantae; Streptophyta; Magnoliopsida; Apiales; Apiaceae. The transcript has 5 exons. Gene Ontology annotation, molecular function: zinc ion binding; nucleic acid binding. The record is from RefSeq and is a predicted model, not a curated record. Bases 1 to 1803 code for a protein of 600 amino acids.
AUGCAAAAGUCAAGCAUCAAGAUUCCAGCGUUCGAUAAAGAGAACUACAACAUAUGGAAAAGAAAGAUAAAGUUAUUCAUCAAAUCUUCAAACCAGCUUUAUCCUGGUUUAUUGGAGAAUGGCCCGUUUAUCCCACAGAAUGAAAUCCUAUUAAACACCGACGAUGAUAGAAUCGUUCCAGCUCACUGGGUAGCAAAGCAUCAUAAUGAAUGGAACGACACUGAGAAAGAAAAAGUAUCCCUUGAUGAUCAUCUACAGCUAAUCCUGCUAGAUUCACUUUUUAAUGACAAGGAUCAACCACCCACUCUCAAUAUUGAGGAUGUGGAAGAUGAAGAUGAUAUUGUUGUUUUAGAAUUGGAAGAUGAGUACUGCACCCAUGAGGAAAUGGUAAGUAUGGACAACCCUGCCAUGGCGUUUAUGGAAAGGAAGUUUAAGAACUUAAAGUUCAAAAAGACCAAGCCAUUCAAAUCUCAGGGUCAGUACUCAAGGUUCAACAAGAUUGGUUCAAGUAAGGAUGUUGGUGGAAACUCUGGUGGUGGAUACAAAUCAGGGAUGGUGGAUAUAUCAAAGUUUAAGUGCUUCAACUGUGGAGAGCUUGGACACUUUGCUGGGGAGUGCACGAAGCCCAAGCAAUUCAGAAGAAGAGACAAGGAGUCUGGCGGUGAAGGCAAGAAAGGUCAAGGAAGAGCAUAUGUUGUUGAAGGCACGUGUUGGGAAGAAACCGAUGAAGGAGAGAACGAGCAUACGGUGAAUCUUGCUCUAAUGGCAAACUCUAUAGAUGAGGUUUCAAGCUCUUCAACUCAGGUACCCUCACUUGUCUUAGUUUAUAUAACUGUCGGUGAGUGCACAAAAACUAUUGAAGAUAUGAGUGCUAAAAUAUUUAAUUUGCACACUAGUCUUUCUGUAGCUCAUGAAGAGAUAGUCAGGGUAAGUACUAAAAAUGAGACCUUAACUGAUGAUAAUGACUUGUUGCUUCUUAAUACUGCUUCCUUAGUUUCCUUAAGAUCUGAUAAUGAAAAGUUUAAGAAUGACUUAGCUUGUGCUAAAAAGAUUGAGGAAUAUCUUAGGACUAAGAGACCUGGUAAGGAAGCUGUGUCUGAUUUUGUUGGUGAUGAUAUUGACAAACCACAUAUUCUCAGAAAGGUUCAGAAACUUGUAUUCAAAGUUAUUGAAUCUGAGUUUGAUGAGGAAGCUUUACUCAUCAAGCUAGAGCUGAAUGAGGAUAAUGUGUAUGACAACAAGAUUUCCAGAGAGAAUAGUACUGUCAAGAGACCCGUGACGGUUGACUCUUCACACAAUCAGACAACACGUCCAAAGAAUGCUGUCAACAAAGCUGCGACAAAACCUUUUAAUGACAUAGCAGCUAAUGAUGCUGUCAAGGGUAGUUUGACAGCAACUUUUGAAUGUGCUGUCGACACAGAGGAUACCAAGUCUAAAAACAACUUCAACAGAGGAAAGAAUGGUGAGCAUGCUAAGAGUGCACCUAGGAAGUUAUGUAAUAUCUGUGGUUCCUCUCAUCAUCUUAUUCAUGUUUGUAAGAAUGAUGUUGCUACCCCCAUUAAUGUUGUCAAUGUUACUGGGAAAAAGAAUAAACAACUCAUGUGGAUCAUUGGCAGUGGAUGCUCCAGGCACAUGACAGGUGACAAGGCCCUGUUGUCACAGUUUGUGGAGAAGACUGGACCAAUUAUAAAUUUUGUAGACAACAACAAAGGUUACACAGUGGGAUAUGGUCGAUUGGAAAUUGGGACUGUUGUCAUUGUUGAUAAUGCUCUAGUGGAUGGACUGCAGUGCACAAUCAAUUGA